AGACGGUAGAAGAAAGAGAAGGCUCUUUUGCAGAGCUGUGGUUAUAGAGACUGAAGUGAAAGCAUUCAACAGCCUAAUCCUAGAUGUAACAAACACUGCUGCAGAAUGAAAAUGGAAUCAUGUAGGUUGGUUCUGCUGGCUCUGCUGCUGCUCCACGCACCCUCUCCUCUGAUGCGCCUGUGCUCGCUUCAGAGCCGCGACCAAAGCGUUGGAGAGCGAAGGCUGGGUCUGAAACAGAGGGUUUGGAUUCGUGGGAAGCCUGUUGAGAACAACGUUGAAACAGAGCUCGAGAGCUCGGCAAUGGAGAGAAGGAUGAGCCAUUUGUCGACCGAGGGAUGUGAAAGGAUGAGACUUUAGACAUGCCCGUCGGAAAAGAUUGGAUUUGUUUUGUUUUUUAUUUUUGUUUUUUGUCUUCACUGAUCCCAGAGUUGCUGAGAGAGUCUUAUUGAUCGUUAUAACACCAAACCCUUCAUUUAGCUUUACAGAUUGGGAUUCUAAGUUGCAGCAAACGAUGGUAGAGAUGUUUCCUUUAAGAUCAGCAGAUGCUGCUUACGGAAAGAUCAAAUCUAUGCUCUCUACUCUUGGUGAUACUUUUACUCGGAUCAUUAGCCCAAAGGAGUACCAAAGUUUCAGAAUUGGUAGUGAUGGGAACCUGUAAGGUGUUGGUCUUUUCAUAAACUCAGAACCAGGAACAGGUUACCUGGUUAGUAACAAAACACACAUCUUGAUGAGACCAACGUAGCAUGAAGUAGAUAGAUGUUGUUUCAUGGUAGAGAGAUCAAUGUAGGUUGUUAUGUCUUGCAUAGAAGAUUCGCCUCCCUAUUGAUGAAGACCGGUGAACACAAAACGUCUAGGAGAAACUACGACGCGACCCGAGCUUACGCUCUCUCCAAGCUAGCCAACGUUCUCCACACGAUAGAGCUUUCCCUGGUUCUCCAUAAAAUGGAUGCUAAUGUAACUGCAAACUGUGUUCAUUCUGGAAUCGUGAGAACGCGUCUCACAAGAGACGGAGACGGCCUCAUCACUGAUUUUAUCUUUUUCUUGACCUCCAAGCUUUUGAAGUCCGUUCCUCAGGCAGCAGCAACGACAUGCUACGUAGCAGCGAGUCCGAAAUUGAGGAACGUGUGCGGCAAAUACUUUUCAGAAUGUAAUGAAGCUCGGACUUCUAAAUCCGGAUCGUGCAAUCAUAAAGCUCAGAGACUGUGGACUGCUUCUGAGUUGUUGGUUACUCCACCUUCCACUCCCAAUGUCCGAAGUAGCCUUGCAACGUCCUAAUUCUGUUUGAGCUUUGACUAUUUUCUUCAUUUUACAUCUUCCCGUGUUGUUGUUUUUUUCUUCCUGCAAACAUAUAUUUAAUUGGUUAAGUUUUUUUCCAACCUAAAUUAAUAAUGAGGAUAUGUUUUUGCCAUACAUACAACUCCUUCACGUAAAAAUAAGCUUUAAUAUUUAGAAAAUAAAUUUCCCCAACUGCAAUAUUGUUGUUGCAAAGCUUGGAAUCCUUGAUAAGAUUGAUAAAGGAGAAUCAAAAUGAGAGCACAAAUUCCUACCAAAAAAAAAAUGAGAGCACAAAUAUGUUUAUAGGGUGGAGAAUAUGGAAAAUGAGAAACAUGCUUAUAUUUGAAAACAAUAGAGAACACAGAAUCUACCUUAUAAAGAAUACGAUCAUGGACUUAAAGUUAUGGAAGGAGGCAAUGAAUAUAAACUUGAAAGAAGAAGAUA
Messenger RNA from Brassica napus (rape), 1719 nucleotides. Its product is annotated as short-chain dehydrogenase TIC 32 A, chloroplastic-like. NCBI's taxonomy places the organism in Eukaryota, Viridiplantae, Streptophyta, Magnoliopsida, Brassicales, Brassicaceae. The record is from RefSeq and is a predicted model, not a curated record. The coding region runs from base 757 to 1275 and encodes 172 amino acids. The transcript is spliced from 6 exons.